AUUAUGUGCUCCCACAUUCGUGGAUUUGUGUUUGGAUAUGACAGUGACAGGGAAUAGCAGAGACCUAAAGUCAACAAGACCUGGGUCCCAAUUCUUCCACCCGCACCCCCGGUAGUGUGACCCUCCAGGUUCCUUUCUGGGUCACCUUCGGGACCCACAGUGGCAGGGUCGCUGCAGUGUGAUCUACGCUGUUGGAGGAGGUUUCCUCAUUGGGAACUCCCAAUGCGCGUGAAAUCCAAGAUCUGGUUCUCCCGCACACGUGCAUGUGCCUGGCUACCCGGGAAACCGCCUAAGUCCGCGCGGGUGCGCCUGGGGGGCCGCUCCCCUAGCUGACAUCCGUUAACCCCCAGGGGCUGCACGGCCUCUAGAACCGUUAUUAGAUCAACGGCAGGAAAUCAAACACCGGCCGGUUCUGCGCUCUCGCGGGGCCUCCCUCGGCCGCUACUCUCCCGAGGAUUCAAGGCCGCCCAGCCCCCUCCCCCGGCCCCGCACCAAUUCCCUCGGGACAAAUUUCCCUACGGACAGCGCAGGCAAAUCGGCGUCUUCUCAAAGACGCCCAAUGGGAACACGGGAACCGCCAUCUUUCGUUACGGACAAAGCUCCGCCCAACGGCUAUAAGGGAGACGCCAUGUCCUGUUACGGAACGGUGCCUCGCCCCUAGCCAUCCCUCCCAUCAGCAGCUGCGGCCCUCAAAGCUCUGACCCAAUAGGAUUCAGGUGCGGUCGUAAACCGUGACGUCACGCCGGUUUCGCCCUCGCUCAACUUGCCUGCCUUCGGGCGGGCGCCGCCAUGUUGCGGGGUCCUCGCUCCGGGCGUGUAGGUGUCUCCAUAAGAUGCCGGCUGAGCGCUUCCCCCCUCUUUUCUCCCCCAAGAUGGCGUCCAUGCGGGAGAGCGACACCGGCCUGUGGCUGCACAAUAAGUUGGGGGCGACGGACGAACUGUGGGCGCCACCGAGCAUCGCGUCGCUGCUCACGGCCACGGUCAUCGACAACAUCCGCCUCUGCUUCCACAACCUCUCGUCUGCCGUGAAACUGAAGCUACUGCUCGGGACCCUGCAUCUCCCUCGGCGCGCCGUAGAUGAGAUGAAAGGAGCAUUGACUGAAAUUAUCCAGCUUGCAACCUUGGAUUCAGACCCUUGGGUCUUAAUGGUAGCUGAUAUUUUAAAAUCCUUUCCAGAUACCGGUUCACUUAACCUUGAUCUUGAAGAACAGAAUCCCAAUGUUCAGGAUAUUUUAGGAGAGCUUAGAGAAAAAGUUAGCGAAUGUGAAGCAUCUGCUAUGUUGCCUUUGGAAUGUCAGUACUUAAACAAAAAUGCCUUGACCACUCUUGCUGGACCACUCACGCCCCCUGUGAAACAUUUUCAGCUGAAAAGAAAGCCUAAAAGUGCCACUUUGAGAGCAGAGCUCUUACAGAAAUCCACAGAGACUGCCCAACAGCUCAAGAAAACAGCUGGAGUACCUUUCCACGCCAAAGGAAGAGGACUGGUCAAAAAAAUUGAUACCACAACACCUCUUAAAGGCAUCCCAAAACAGGCUCCUUUCAGAAGCCCAACCACACCCAGUGUUUUUAGUCCUGCUGGAAACCGGACUCCCAUCCCUCCUUCUCGAACUCCUCUACUACGAAAAGAACGGGGAGUAAAGUUACUAGAUAUUUCAGAGCUGGAUAUGGUUGGUGCAGGCCGAGAGGCAAAAAGAAGAAGAAAGACUUUAGAUACAGAAGUUGUGGAAAAGCAAGCCAAAGAAGAAACAGUUGUCGAAAAUGCUACUCCUGAUUAUGCUGCCGGCCUUGUUUCUACCCAGAAACUUGGUUCUUUGAACAAUGAGCCUGCACUACCCUCUACAAGCUACUUGCCUGCAACUCCUAGUGUGGUUCCAUCAUCAUCCUAUAUACCAAGUUCUGAAACACAGCCAGCUCCUUCAGCUCGAGAGACCCUGCAGACCAUCCGGCAGCCAGAUGAGCCUGCGACCCCAAACACUGCUCUUCCUGCUCAAUUCAAGCAGAGAACCCCCAUGUACAACAGCAACGCCAACCCCGCUCCUGCGGUCGCCGCUCCACCUACCUCGCCUCUGACCCCGACAACCCUGCCAGCCAUCGCCCCCGCGGCACAGACUCCUCCGGUGGUGCCCCAGACCCAGCCGGCCCCGCCGCAGCAACCCAAGAAAGGCCUCUCCCUCACGAGGGAGCAGAUGUGUGCUGCUCAAGAAAUGUUCAAGACUGCAAACAAGGUGACCAGGCCCGAGAAAGCACUCAUCUUGGGCUUCAUGGCAGGAUCCAGGGAGAACCCUUGCCAAGAGCAGGGUGACAUCAUUCAGAUCAAGCUCAGUGAGCACACGGAAGUUCUUGACAAAGCUGACGGCACAGGAAGCACCACCAUGUUAGUCGACACAGUCUUUGAAAUGAACUACGCCACUGGCCAGUGGACCAGGCUCAAGAAGUACAAGCCCAUAACUAACGUUUCGUAGAGGACCCAGGACGAGACUUCGGGGACCAAGCCAAGCACGGGCAGCCACCUCUGCUGAAGAGAAAGCGGAGACGGCCCUUGACAAGCAAGGGCAUCCACGCUCUGUUUCUUGUUCCCUUCCAGGCUCGCUUUUACCCAUCCCCCCUCGGGAGUGUGCUCUGCAUGACAGCUGCACAGACUGAGGCUGGGAGAUGAGGAGGGCUUCCUAAAUGGAAAAGACGGAUUGAGAGAGUGCCCCGUCUUAGUCCUCUUUCCCUAAGAACUUCCUCUCUGGCCGAGCAGAGCUCCAUUCCAAAAUUGGGGAGGAAACACAAUUUCUGGGAUUGCUUUCAAAUUUUCUCUAAAGCCAAGAUGAUAAAUACCCCACUGAUUUGUACAACUUUGUGCUUAGCUCAUUUUGCUAGGGGGAAAAUGGCAUUCGAGGGAGCUGGGGAAUCCUGCGCAGUGUGAAUGUAUUAGUAUCAGUGCACUGUAAGUUUAGGCGAGCACCGAGACCUCACUUGGCCCUCAGUAUUGGGAUGUCCCAUAUUGCCAAAAGGAGCCCUCUCAGAUUGAUUGCAAGCCACCUGACCGGCCCUGGCCCUGCUGGCGGUCCGGCCGGACCAGGCUGGUGUCUGCCCACAGAAAUGGCGUGGGAUUUUAGGCCAGGACACGGGCACAGCUGCCGUAGCAGGCCUUCGACUUCUCCGGGGGGUGAGGGAUUGCUUGUGCCGGGGGACGAGAGGUGGGAAGGUCAGAACAGCUGAGGCGGCCGGUCAGCCCUGGCUGCCAAAACUUAGGGUGAGGUUCAUUGAGAGACCUGUGCUCAGGCCAGGGGUGGGAAUGCCGUUGGGGUGCCCUGGAGUAGGGAGCGUGGGAACGGUGCUGGCCAUUGAGGCGCCCUUUGCUUGCUGGGUCAAGCCUUAAGAAGUACUCGAGGUCUUGUGUGCGUGUGUGUGUGCGCGUGAGCAUACGCUGCGGCCAUGGCCCUCACUGCUGCUUCCUGCAGUCAUAUCGCCGAGAGGGCACUUGGAGAGAGGCAGCCCUUCUAUUUGAAUGAAUUCUAGCUUUUCCUUUUUGGUUCAAGUCUGAAACAAUCGAUCUUUUGUCAGGGGGAAGAGGGUUGGAUCAAUCAUUCAGAGGUGCACAGCCAAAUGCUUCCUCUGAAGAGGAAUGUUUACAUGUGUAGAGCUUCAGCUGGGAGCCACGGCACAAGGGCUGACCCCGGCACAAAGAGGCCUUCUGUGACUGGUGCUUCUGGGGGGUCGUUUCAGAGCCACCCUGUAUUCUAUGACCACUCCUGAUUGGGCAGUGUGGAAGUACAGCCUGAGUUAGUUUUCAGAGUAAGCCCUCGGGAAUGAAUGGUAAGGCUCGUUUUAGGUAAUUGGGGGGUGGGUGUUGGGGAGAGUAGUAGAGAACACUUGGGGUUGGGUUUUUUUUUUUUUAAGAUGUUUUGUUUUUGGAUUUAAUGUUACAUUUUGCAAAGCUAAAUUUAACCAAAAAAAGUUUUUCCUUAAUUUUAGUGACUGAUAUUCCUGUUGGCCUUUUAUCCAACUUAAAUUUUUUAAAAGAGAAAUUCUGGUAAUUGUUAACUUAGAGUUAUUUUUCUACUAAAAUGUUUCAGUGUGCUAGUAGAAAGUGAACUGCUUUGAACCGCAGGCGCUGGCUACAAGCGUGAAACAUGAACGGUGUUUGAAACUUGCAGCCUUUGGUUAGGAGAGCUCUUCACCUCCCGUGUUGUGGGCUCAGACCAGACUGAGUGACCAACAUGGCCACUCCCAUCCUCCAGAGUUGAGUGUGGUGUCCCUGGGGUCUCUGGAUGGAUCACAAGGCGAUGCACAAUAGAAGUGAUGAUUCCUAUGGGGUGUUGGGGCCAAAUUCAGUCACUGGAGGAGCACAUAGGCAAAGGAUAGGGGAUGGCUGCAGCCCUCUGCAGAGGGGUUUCCCACUUCCUGAGCCAAGACUUUCUGUGAUCAGAUUUAAAGAGUAAACAGGAAUGUGUUACCUCCCACAUUUAUAAAACAAAGGCCUGUUAUUGCUGCCCCUUAGCAAAAUACUUUGUUCCUUUAACUUUCUCAAUCCAGCUAACAACUUUUGAGGGGAGGGGUUUAGUUUAGUUUCAUAGGGUUUAAUGAAGCAAAGAAGCUAAGACAGUAGUCUAUUUUUGAAAUUAUUAAGAAGUUGCUUAAACACAGAAGAUCCUCCGUCCCUUGCUUGGAUCAGUCCAUACUGCAUUUAGGGGCCAUCACAGCGUCAGACAAUUCAGAAGAAAGCAAGAUGUAUUUCCUGCAUUUGAUUCUCUAGGGAACAGAAGCGUUUUACCGUUUUGUGAGGAAAUGCUCUCACCCUCUGAACUGUAUGUUUGCUUUGGUGUGCUGCUGCCAGGCCCUCAGCAGCGUGACAGGGUCCCCAGAGCCAGAGGGCAGCACUUUUCCUGGAGCCAUAGAUGAGAAAAAGACCUUUUCCAUCCUCUACCCUGAACACCGAACGGUUCCUCAGCCUGAAUCGUGGGAAAUGCAGACGGCUUUUCUGGCUGGACCGAACACCUGGCGCCAUCCAGGUUUGCAGCCCUCAAGGCUGCGAAACAUUUUCAUAGCAAGAUUUGACUGGUAGGAGCUAAACCAUCAUCAGCUAGCCAGACUGCCCCCAUCCCAUUAAUCUGGUGCCUUUGAUUAUAGAAAAGAAAAAGUCAUUUUGUAAAAUGUUUCAUCUCCAGCAGAGCCCCCUUAUGUUUUCUAUUCUUGGUUUUUGUACAGUUGUAAAAAUAUUACAGAUCUUCUGUCUCUGGGUACGUAUUUUCAGUGUAAUACAGUCUGUAUAAUAAAAAGUUUAGAUUUUCUAAAGAA
Antechinus flavipes (yellow-footed antechinus) is the source of this 5286-nucleotide messenger RNA. RefSeq names its product negative elongation factor complex member A (gene NELFA). Gene Ontology annotation, cellular component: NELF complex. Gene Ontology annotation, biological process: negative regulation of transcription elongation by RNA polymerase II. NCBI's taxonomy places the organism in Eukaryota, Metazoa, Chordata, Mammalia, Dasyuromorphia, Dasyuridae. The coding region runs from base 834 to 2462 and encodes 542 amino acids. The transcript is spliced from 11 exons. The record is from RefSeq and is a predicted model, not a curated record.